AUGAGCGGAAGUGUUAAAGAUUUUUCCAGCAAGUCAAAAAAGAGGUUUGAAUUUAAUUUCGAAAAUAAAGAAGUAAUAUUUGAAAUUGACCAAUUAGCCAGCAAAAGUGAUAAAUCGAUAAUUUGUCGUUAUGGUAAUACUACUGUUUUAACAGUUUUAACAGUUAAACAAUUAACAAAAAAUGUUAACUCUUUUUUUCCACUAACCAUUACUUUUGAGGAGAAAUUUUAUGCGGUGGGUCGUAUUCCUAAUGUCUUCGGUAAACGAGAAGGCCGGCCCAGUUAUGAUGCUAUUACCGCCGCCCGUUUAAUUGAUCGUUCAUUACGGAGUUUUUUUCCUUUUCCUACGGCGGUAAUUAUUGGCCAAGAAGAAAAGGAUUUUAUUGGUAAUCCGAGUAAGGAAAAAUUGGUCAAUUCCCCGCUCGAAUUAAUUGUUAGUGCGACUGAGGAAAAAAUUACUAUGUUGGAGGCGGGAACACAGGAAAUAAGUGAAGCCGAAUUAGCCCAAGCCAUCGCUUUCGCCCAGCAGAAAAUUCAGAUAUUGAUUGGUUUUUUUCAACAUAUCGCCAGCAGUUUGGGAGUUAAGAAAAAUAAAAUGGAGGUUAAACCGAAAGAAGUAACCAGCAACCAGUGGUUAGAAGAAAAAGGAAAUUAUUAUUUAGAGAAGGAAAAAAAAAUGAAAGAAGUUCGGCAACAAUUAACCCAGGAAUAUUGUGCCAAAAAUCCCGAAUUAGAAGAAGAAUUUGUGAAAGAUUUAGUAGAGGAAUUUUGGGAUGAUUCCGACCACAUUCGACCCUUAGAAAUUCAAAUCGAUUAUUUGCCUAAUGUUCAUGGUAGCGCGGUCUUUGCUCGCGGUGAAACUAAGGUUCUUUCAGUAAUAACCAUUGGUAAAAUCAGCGACAAGCAGUUAGUUGAUAGUAUUUUUAACCGUUCUUAUAAACAUUUUAUUCAUCAUUAUAAUUUUCCGCCCUUUGCCGUUAAUGAAAUUGCUAGUUAUCGGUCCGUUUCCCGGCGCGAAAUCGGCCAUGGUGAGUUGGCAGAAAAAACCUUUGAUUACCUAAUUCCUUCUCCCGAUUUAUUUCCCUACACGGUGCGGGCGGUCUCGGAAGUUCUUUCUUCGGACGGCUCCUCCUCCCAGGCUUCUAUUUGUGCUACCUCUUUAUCCCUCAUGACGGCCGGAGUGCCACUAAUUAGACCGGCGGCUGGUAUCGCUUUGGGCUUGUUUGAAGGACAGAUUUAUAGUGACAUUAACGGCUUGGAGGACAAGUUGGGGGAAAUGGAUUUCAAAAUUGCCGGCACUGAAAAAGGCAUUUGUUCUAUUCAAUUAGAUGUCAAAAAUCACGGGAUUAGUCAAGAAUUAAUAAAAACUAGUUUCGCCAAGGCUCGCCAAGCCCGACUUCGUUUGUUGGCGGAAAUGAAAAACCAUAUUUAUCACCCACGCCCUAACUUACCAACUCAAGUUAUUAAGUGCCGUCGCUUGGUGGUGGAAAAAGAAAAAAUAGGCUUAAUUAUUGGACCACGGGGGAAAACCAUUAAUCAACUUACUGAGGAAACUGGUUCCACCAUUGAAGUUCAGCCGGACGGCUAUAUACUUAUUUAUCACCAAGAAGAGGAUAAGUUAGAGGAAACUUGCUGA
This is a messenger RNA of Scutellospora calospora, 1635 nucleotides long. The record is from the annotation of a GenBank genome assembly. NCBI's taxonomy places the organism in Eukaryota, Fungi, Glomeromycota, Glomeromycetes, Diversisporales, Gigasporaceae.